Messenger RNA from Chelonus insularis, 1625 nucleotides. Its product is annotated as neurotrimin-like. The record is from RefSeq and is a predicted model, not a curated record. Bases 30 to 1379 code for a protein of 449 amino acids. NCBI's taxonomy places the organism in Eukaryota, Metazoa, Arthropoda, Insecta, Hymenoptera, Braconidae. Gene Ontology annotation, cellular component: neuron projection. The transcript is spliced from 10 exons.
GCACCCUCGGGUUCUCCAGUAUCACCGCGAUGAUCGGUGUGCUUAGAGCACCGGUAAAGACGCCCGUCGUGGUUACGAGCUUCGCGCUACUUCUUAUUUUUCCCGGACUCGCGCGGACCGACGUACUUCCGACAGUCGAAGGACCGACCUUUGUCCUGCCAAUAGCAAACGUGACAGUUCCAGUGGGAAGAGAAGCAACACUUGCUUGUGUUGUUGAUAACCUUUCGACUUAUAAGGUAGCUUGGCUCCAAGUCAAUACCCAAACGAUACUCACAAUUGCAGUUCAUGUGAUCACGAAGAACCACAGGAUUGUUGUAUCACAUAGUGAUCAUAGGAUAUGGUAUUUACACAUACGAGACGUUCGUGAAAGCGAUCAAGGAGAUUAUAUGUGUCAGAUAAAUACAGAUCCAAUGAUCAGUCAAGUAGGCCACCUUAAAGUUGUUGUUCCUCCUGAUAUCCUCGAUUAUCCAACAAGCACGGACAUGGUGGUAAGAGAAAAUAGCAACGUGACAUUACGUUGUGCUGCAAAGGGAUCACCAGAGCCGAACAUCACUUGGAAACGUGAAUCCGGCGAACUUAUCCCAUUUGGCACGAACGGUGAAGUAUCGAGUAUUAAUGGAUCAUCUCUGACCAUAAUAAAAGUGAACCGUCUGCACAUGGGAGCGUAUUUGUGUAUAGCAUCGAACGGAGUACCACCGACUGUCAGCAAGAGGAUAAUGCUCAUCGUUCAUUUUCCACCGAUGAUAAUGGUUCAAAAUCAACUGGUGGAAGCAUACAUAGGACAAGAUAAGACAUUAGACUGUUACUCUGAAGCAUUCCCAAAAGCAAUUAAUUACUGGACAACAAUAGGAAACGAAACUAUUUCUAAUGGUGAGAAAUACGAAUUUUCAUCCUCAGAUAAUCUGCAUAUGGAUGAAUACAAAGUUCACAUGAAGCUAACAAUAAAAAAAAUUAAUCAAUCAGACUAUGGAACAUAUAAAUGUGUCUCAAAAAAUUCACUUGGCUCAACUGACGGAAUCAUCCAACUAUACAGAGUUGAUCCGCCUACAACACAACCGAAACCAACAACUACUACACCAAUGCCAGUUGUCGUCAAAGUUCCAGUAGAGAAGAAACCCAAGAAUCGACAGAAAACAUCUCCAACAGUGGAAUCGAAUUUUAAUGAGAUAAUUGAUGCUUCAAAGUCGACUGAGAGUGAAAAAAGAGCACAAUUGCGUGAAAGACCAAAGAGUGAGACAAAAAGUGGAAGAAAUCGUAAUGAGGAAAGAAUAAAAACAGAUAAAACAGCACAAUCAAUGUCGUCAAAAAGUGGUGCUACUGUAUCAUCUUCUAGGUCGAAUUUCAUUUUUGUUAUUAUUUUAUUCAGGUUUUAUUUAUAAUUGAGAUGGUUUGCAAUCUGUGAUCAUGAUAUUUAUUAUUUAACAAUAUUAUAUUUUUGAAUAUUGUACUUGUUUGAAUGUUUAUUUAUGAAUAGGGGAAGAAAAAUUUAUUUAUUUGUUAUUGUUGCUUAUGGUUGAAAGUGAUUAUCAAUAAUAUAGAAAUUAUGUUCGAUUAUCUUACAGAAAGUAUUGCUUGACUGCUCGUACAAAAUAAUUUCGUUCCCCAAAGGUGCCCUGAAUGUUCCC